AUGCCGUCCAAUUUAUAUAAUUUGUUAGAAGUUCAAGAGGAAAGCAUCGAGACGGCUGGAACUGGUCAGUUGUCCCACGGCAAGAACGCGGCUCUUAACAGACCUUCCGGAAGAGACGAUAAUAGAAAUCUUGCUGAGGUUUCCGGCAAGGACGCUUACUUCCUUAAGGAGCGUGUGCACUUCGCCUUGAACCACAUUCGUCGUUCAUGCUUACUUGCUCCAAGUUUGACUACGCCACGAAUUGCUUAUUGCACUUGGGCCUUCAGAAAUGGCCUCAGAUGCAGCAGUAUCGAGCCUACUCAAGUCGAUUGCUUCAGGGAACAACGCUACUACGCAAUCAUUUGUUCUUGCAACGGAUUGUUAUGCUUCUUUGAUGAACAUGUCUACUAUUACAUGCAUGCCAUCUUGUGGAACCCCUGUACCGGAUUCACAUUCGAAUCUCCGGAAAUCAGCGGCAAAGUCCGCUUUUGUGGCUUCGGUUACGAUCAUCUCAGUGACAGUUACAAAAUUUUUGCUGCUACAAAGAAGCAGGGGACAUCUGGUUUGGAGUCUAGUACCAGAAUUUAUACAUUUGGGCCAACUUCGUCCUGGAGAAAAAUCGAUGAUAUCCCAGUAGCCCUAUUUGGUUUCCCAAGUGACAACCCUAGUUGGGCUGUUAAUAGGGAAGGGGAAUUUUUUGGUAGUAGCAGAUUAUGCACUCUUAAUUGGAGUAUUUAUGACGUGGUUCUUUAUUUUGACUUGAGUAAAGAGACUUAUGGUCAAUUUCCUCUGCCUGAUAGUGAAAUAGAUUUAGAUCAUCAUAAUUUUCCAAGGCGGUGCACUCACUUAUGUGUCCUGAGAAACUGCCUUUCUGUUUGUUCUUACGAGCCGCAUAAGAUAACGUGGAUUGUGUGGCAGAUGAAGGAAUACGGAGAUGCUCAAUCUUGGACUAAAUUGGCAAUGAUUCCCAACCAUCCAAAAUUCACUAAUUAUUCAAAUUCAUGUCGUUGUUUACAACUUCUUUACAUCUCGAAAAGUGAUGUUCUUUUGGCUUUUUGUCCAUUUUUCGGCAUAGUUGUAUGUAACUUCAAUGAUGGGAGCAUAGAUUUUCCUAAGAUUCACAUCUCCGGCCUGAGGAACUAUCGUCCUUUUUCUCUAUGUGACCGGUAUAGGAUGGCUUGUAUCUACCAUGAAAGCUUAGUUUCACCAAAUGGUUUACAAAGCAACUCAUCCAAAUUACUGAUGCGCUUCGUCAAAUCCAAACCCAAGCCUGUUGACUCUUAA
Molecule: messenger RNA, 1263 nt
Organism: Arachis duranensis
Lineage: Eukaryota; Viridiplantae; Streptophyta; Magnoliopsida; Fabales; Fabaceae
Product: F-box/kelch-repeat protein At3g23880-like
Exons: 2
Coding region: 1-1263 (420 amino acids)
Source: RefSeq, a predicted model, not a curated record